Poeciliopsis prolifica (blackstripe livebearer) is the source of this 5566-nucleotide messenger RNA. It is a transcript of the gene usp28, whose product is annotated as ubiquitin specific peptidase 28. Gene Ontology annotation, molecular function: cysteine-type deubiquitinase activity; cysteine-type endopeptidase activity; protein binding. NCBI's taxonomy places the organism in Eukaryota, Metazoa, Chordata, Actinopteri, Cyprinodontiformes, Poeciliidae. Gene Ontology annotation, cellular component: nucleus; cytosol. The record is from RefSeq and is a predicted model, not a curated record. Gene Ontology annotation, biological process: DNA damage checkpoint signaling; protein deubiquitination; regulation of protein stability. The coding region runs from base 115 to 3696 and encodes 1193 amino acids. The transcript is spliced from 26 exons.
GCGCGUGACAGAUGGAGUCGAUUUGAACGAGAGAGAAAGAGUCUGUCGCGAGCACUUUCUGGAGGGGAAAAGACGUGAAUAAAUCGAGAUUUUUAUUAUUUUCUUUAAUCUGCAAUGAGAGCUGAACAAAGUGAAAAUGGAGAAAACUCAACGAACUCGCUCAAAAUGCUGAUGGAGCAGCUGAAGGAAAUCACUGGCAUCCAGGACCAGCAGGUUCUCUACAAAGCCCUGAAGGCCAGCCAGGGGGACGUCGGACACGCUGUGGGACUACUGACCACCCAGACUGUGGAAGUUCAGGACUCUGCAGAGCCACAGGAGUCCGCCACGUCUGCAGAGACCUGGGACAAACAGAGAGGACUUCCUAAAGAUGAACUGCAGACAGCCAUUGAACUCAGCCUGCAGGAAUCCCACAAUGCAGAGCAAGAAGAGCGUGAGUUCAACAGAGCUCUGGAAGCUAGCGCUGAAGAAAAUGCAGCGCGAAUAAAGAGGAAGAGAUGUGAAGCUCAGAGUGAGAUGUGCAGCCCUGCAGACUGGAUCCGUCGGGACGACUGGCCCGUCGGCAUCCGCAACGUAGGAAACACCUGCUGGUUCAGUGCUGUCAUCCAGUCACUCUUCCACUUACCUGUGUUCAGGAGGCUGGUUCUCAACUACCAUCUGUCAGAACGAAUUCUGGAGAAGUGUAAGAGUCAUGCUGACAAGAGGAACAUUGCUUUCAUGCAGGAGCUGCGGUGCCUGUUUGCUCUCAUGGUGGGAUCCACUCGCAGGUUUGUGGAUCCCUCUGCUGCGGUGGAGUUGCUGCGUGACGCCUUUCGGACCAGCGAGGCUCAGCAGGAUGUCAGUGAAUUUUCCCACAAACUGCUCGACUGGUUAGAAGAUGCCUUUCAACUGGCCGCCAACGGAAAGAACGCGGAAGACAAGCAGCAAAACCCAAUGGUUCGGCUUUUCUAUGGCACCUUUGUAACGGAGAGGCGACAUGAAGGCAAGACGCUGUACAACAUCGAGCAGUUUGGUCAGUACCCUCUGCAAGUCAACGGCUUCAGCAACCUGGACGAAUGCCUGGAAGGGGCGAUGGUUGAGAAGGAGAUCGAGUCGCUGCACUCGGACCACGGCGUCACGUCUGGUCGAGAGAGGUGGUUUAAAAAACUACCGCCGGUCCUGACCUUUGAACUUUCUAGAUUCGAGUUCAACACUCAGCUCGGGCGCCCCGAGAAGAUACACAAAAAAUUAGAGUUUCCACAGAUUGUUUACAUGGACAGAUAUCUUCACAAAAACAUAGAACGGACCAAUGAGAGGAGAGGGGAAGUGAAGAAGCUCAAGGAGCAACUUGCUGCACUUCAACAGAAACUUGAGUGUUAUAAAAACUACGGCUCUGGACCGAUGAAGUACCCUCUGGCCGACAUGCUCCAGUUCGUUCUAGAGUUUGCCACCACCAAACCCACCAGCGUUUCCCCAGCUGAAGAUCCCAGACUCGCCACGUCUUCCCCUCCUCCAGUGAGCCACCCGCUGUCCGACGCCAUCGCCAAAGACAGCAGUGAACCUGGAGAUAAAGGCUCUACGGACGGUCUGGUUUCCAGUGUUUCAAACUGCCAGCAGACGCCUAUUUACAAGCCCUUCACCCAGUGCAAACACCCGUCUGAUUGCCCGCCCCACCCAGCGCCUCACAGCGCCUCAGAAGAAGAGCUGCACUUCGUGAAGACCUGCCUGCGGCGCUGGAGGACUGAAGUAGAGCACGACAUAAACGAGCUAAAGACCAACAUAGACAAACUCACUCAAACACUCGAAGGCAUGUACUCAGACAACAGUCUCUGCCAGGUGCCCUACAGACUGCAUGCAGUGCUUGUUCAUGAAGGUCAGGCCUCAGCAGGUCAUUACUGGGCGUACAUCUACGACCACGCCAACCAGCGCUGGAUGAAGUACAACGAUGUCAGCAUCACCGAGUCUUCGUGGGAGGAGCUGGAGCGGGACUCAUUUGGGGGGAUGACCAACGCCAGCGCAUACUGCCUGAUGUACAUUGAUGAUCGGCUACCCCAGUUGAUCACAGAAGACACAGAUGAUGAGACAGGCCAGGUGCUGCAUGGCAUGGACUCCCUGCCGGCUGCGCUCAGACGCUACGUUCAGGAAGACAACCGCUGGUUCCAGCAGGAGCUCAGCGAGUGGGAGGAGCAGUUCUGCCAGACCGCCACUCCGCAGGAAGAGUCUACGACCCCAGCGGAGGCUCCCAGCUCCAGCGUGGAGAACACAGAGCUAACACUUGUGGAGCCAGCACCACAGUCCGGACCUUCCACUGAAGAGCUGGAGCAAGGAGCGUCUUUAGAGGCCCGGUCCGGCUCAGAAGAGCAUAAGACUGCAGAUUGUGAACCCAGAGAGAUGCCUGAAGCAGCAGAGGAGUCUGAGAUUGUGCCCCCAUCUGCGAGUCCUGGCUGCCAAGCAGAUCCCACCGACACUCCCACAGUCAGCGACACCCUGGAACCGAGCCCGGACCCAGCAGGGCUGCAGAGUCAGACCUCUGGCUUGGAUGCAGCGCUCGGUAACCAGGCUGAAGCGCGUGUGCAUGGGGAGAUGUUGGGACCAAACUCAGAGGCUCACGAUGAACCCGGAGCCUCUGGGGAGGCUCCUGGACUAGGAGCAGAUCCAGGAAACGAGGAGCAGCAGCAGGAGCAACCAGCCAGGCAGAGGCAGGCGGAGAACGAGGUGUCAGAAGUGGAGAUCCCCAACGUGGGCCGCAUCAUGGUGAGGGCUGAUGCUGAUGGAUACAAUGAAGAGAUGAUGCUUACCCCAGCUAUGCAGGGUGUCAUCCUAGCCAUAGCCAAGGCAAGACAAACGUUUGACAAAGAGGGCCCUGAGGCUGGCCUCAUCAAGGCCUUCCAUGAGGAGUAUUCCCGGCUGUAUGAGCUCUCCCAGGAGGAGACCACGCCCCAGGAGGACGCCCGUCUGCAGCACGCUCUGGUUUACUUCUUUCAGAACAAGGCGCCCAACCGUGUCAUCGAAAGGACGCUGCUGGAGCAGUUUACAGACCGCAACCUCAGCUUUGACGAAAGGGCCAUCAGCAUAAUGAGAGAAGCCCGGGCCAAGCUCCGCCUCAUUAAGCCAGAAGACAUGGACAUGGAGGAAUACAUGCAAUGGCAUGACGAUUACAGGGACUUCAGGACUGUGUUUGUCUACUUGCUAACUGGACUCGAGCAUUAUCAGCACGGAAAGAUGCGAGAGGCUUUGAACUACUUGGCUCAUGCGUAUGAGACCAACGCCACUCUGCUGGGAAAGGGAGAGAAGCGUGGUGUGAACAAAGCUCUUAUUGCAGUUUACAGAAGAAAGUGCAUCACUGCGCUGAACGACAGCGCGUCCCGGCUGUUCUGCAGCGGCGAGGAGGGAAAAGUGGAGGAGGGUCUCUCCAUCAUGGACGAAGCCGUCAUUCCCUGCCUUCACCUGAUGAGCCGGGACUCCGCUUUGUCCCAGGAGGACCGGGAUGCUAUGGAGAACAUCCGCAGCCACUGGUGCUGCUGCCUGGGUCAGGACAUGGAUGAUUCACUGCAGGUAAAGUUGGGCGAGUUGCUGCCGCGGGUUCUGGACGGCUCCAGUGGGUCGGUGGUGUUGAAAGAUCCACCAAAAGUUCACGUCAACCAGGCCCACGACCUGUGCAGCCGCCUGGCCGCUGUGAUGGAGUCCAUUCACAACACCACAGUAGUAACUGUCCAGUAAAAUCCUGAAGGAAACCCAUAAAAACCUCUGGGAGCCAAACAUCUGCAGCAGCAGCCACAGCAGCAUGGCAGGCAGAGGGCUCUGUGUUGAUGGGACAGUAGGGUUCACACCAGCAUGUAGUAUCUAAUGGCUGCUGGUUUGGAGUUACACAUGAGUAGAAAAUUUGAUGUGAUACAUACAGCAAUCACUCAUUGUGAUUAGAUAGAUAAUGCACAAAUACAAGCUCAUCGAAAACAGGAAAGAACUGAACAGAACGUUUCUGAGGAUAAUGGUUUAGUCCUUCCUGUUUGCUUUCUCCCUUCUCACCUAACAAAUACUAACAGUCCUUCAGAGUCAUUAAACCUUUUGCAGGAAAAGCAAAAGAUUGCCAAAAGUGCAAAUGUUUAGUGACCAAUUUCAGACAAUAUCACACCUUUUACGUUUAAAUCUAUUGUAAAUAAACAAAACUGAUUCCUGGUGUAAAGAGUAAAAGAAACGACAAUGUCUUUAAAUCAGACGGUUUUGCAUUUCAGGACAGAGUAAUCAUGAUUUAGGCCUUCAUGAGGUUCUAAAGGGAUUCAAAUCUAACCCCAGUUUCGAUAUUUAUGACACAAAUUGUGAACGUUGCAGCCAGGUGCUGCCAGUCACAUUCGCAUGACUAACUGCUCAACUUUAUGAAAAUAUGACACUGUCACUAUCACUCCCCAACUGGGUGUACAGUAGAAGCAGGGUCUCAAGAAUCUACAAACCAAAAGGGAAAAGGUCUGACAAUUAACGUAACAGAACAUAGGAAUAAACUAAGAAACUAAUACAGCAAAAUCUGUGAGAUAAUGCUGUUGACAGGAAAAUUAAGAUGUCUUACUCUUUCUCUACAGUAUUUUGUAGAGAAAGAGUAAGUCUUUUUUUUAGCUUUACAUUGUGCUAUAAAGUUAUGCCCUUGUUAAAACCAUAUCUGGAGUGUUGCCUUGAUUCUUUCAUGCAUGUAUGAAAAAUACUUUAAUCUCUAUGGCAACCAUUCAGCUGUGCAAAAUGCCCGGCUGGAUUUAGCCCCACCUUUGAAGCACAGCUCCUCCUCGAAGGUGCAGUUGCCAAGCUUUCAAGUAUCUUCUCCCUGUCGCUCCCUCACUCAACUCCUUAAGACUAGCCAGCAACAAUUAGCAAACACCCGGUGAAACUGAGUUCAAUGGAGUGAUGUGAUGACUUUCUGAAGGCGGAGUGUCAGAAAGAGCAGGGGGUUUUCACAAAGAGGCAUUCAAGGCAUUAUAUUACAAAUUAAAAUUAAUUUUCUUAGAGUGCAUUGUUACGUUCUCUUUUGGUAGUUGGUGUGGAUGAAAGUGUCUCCUAAAUGCACAAACACAGAAAGAUAAACUCUUAUUAUUGUCCUAAAAUGUUCAUAAAUCAGAUAUGUUUCAUUGGUUGAUUGUGUUGUUUAUUGUAUACAAUAAUAUUUAGACUCAGUUCUGCAGGACUGAGUUUAAAUUUGAAUAAUUACGGUAUGUUGCUUAGUCGGCUCCUUGCACAGUGAUGCUCAUUAGGUUUAAAAACACUAAAUUUGUUCUGCGCAGCAAAGAAAUAUGGUUUGUUGGCUUUUUUUAAGGACAUCUUUUAUAUCAUCUCUUUUUAUUUCUCCAAAGCAGAAAUUAGAACUGACAGAAAGUUAUCAACAGCACUAUAAUCAAUAAUGACAUCUUAAAAGUUAUAAGUGACAACUCUGGAGAAACCCUUUAACUGUGAAGUCAUCAUGUUGUUUCUGUGCCUUAAAUUAAACUCAUCACUGAAAUCUCUGAAUCCAGGUUUUAGAGGUGACAUAUGGAGCAACUUAAGCCCAUUUUGCAGAUGUUUCACUUGUACUUUAUGAUGCUCUUCAAUAAAUGUUUUAAAUAAUUAUUAA